This is a messenger RNA of Pygocentrus nattereri (red-bellied piranha), 1242 nucleotides long. RefSeq lists its product as uncharacterized. Gene Ontology annotation, molecular function: protein binding. The transcript has 11 exons. NCBI's taxonomy places the organism in Eukaryota, Metazoa, Chordata, Actinopteri, Characiformes, Serrasalmidae. The record is from RefSeq and is a predicted model, not a curated record. The coding region runs from base 31 to 942 and encodes 303 amino acids.
AAUGAUGACCACAUUAACCCCAACUGUAAAAUGAAGAGACUCAUCGUGGAGGGAAGGCCACAUUUGUGCCUGUUUGCUUUAAGAGACAUCACACCUGGAGAGGAGAUUACGUAUAAUUAUGGAGAUGGUGAUUGUCCGUGGAGGAGUGAAGUGAUAAAAAGUGGAAUGGAAGCGGACAACAAUCAUCUGGAGUCAGAAGGUGCCUCUGGAGAUGAUCAGCACUGCAUCAAGCCUUCGCAGCACAAAUCUGCUUUUGGCGUCCAGAUGAAAAAAAAUGCCGGCAGUAAUCGUCUGGAGUCAGAGGUUGCCUCUGAAGACGAUCAGCAUCGCACUCAGCAUUCACAGCUUGAGUCUACUUUCUGUAGCGAGAUGACAAAAAAUGGAAUGGAAAAAGACAGUAAUCGUCUGGAGUCAGAGGUUGCAUCUAGAGACGAUCAGCAUUGCACUCAGCAUUCACAGCUUGAGUCUACUUUCCUCAACCAGAUGACAAAAAAUGGAAUGGAAAAAGACAGUAAUCGUCUGGAGUCAGAGGUUGCCUCUGGAGACGAUCAGCACUGCACUCAGCAUUCACAGCUUGAGUCUACUUUCCUCAACCAGAUGACAAAAAAUGGAAUGGAAAAAGACAGUAAUCGUCUGGAGUCAGAGGUUGCCUCUGGAGACGAUCAGCACUGCACUCAGCAUUCACAGCUUGAGUCUACUUUCCCCAACCAGAUGACAAAAAAUGGAAUGGAAAAAGACAGUAAUCAUCUGGAGUCAGAGGUUGCAUCUAGAGACGAUCAGCAUUGCACUCAGCAUUCACAGCUUGAGUCUACUUUCCUCAACCAGAUGACAAAAAAUGGAAUGGAAAAGACAGUAAUCGUCUGGAGUCAGAGGUUGCAUCUAGAGACGAUCAGCAUUGCACUCAGCAUUCACAGCUUGAGUCUACUUUCCCCAACCAGAUGACAAAAAAUGGAAUGGAAAAAGACAGUAAUCAUCUGGAGUCAGAGGUUGCAUCUAGAGACGAUCAGCAUUGCACUCAGCAUUCACAGCUUGAGUCUACUUUCCUCAACCAGAUGACAAAAAAUGGAAUGGAAAAAGACAGUAAUCAUCUGGAGUCAGAGGUUGCAUCUAGAGACGAUCAGCAUUGCACUCAGCAUUCACAGCUUGAGUCUACUUUCCUCAACCAGAUGACAAAAAAUGGAAUGGAAAAGACAGUAAUCGUCUGGAGUCAGAGGUUGCAUCUAGAGACGAUCAGCAUUGCAC